This is a messenger RNA of Botrytis cinerea B05.10, 1303 nucleotides long. RefSeq lists its product as hypothetical. NCBI's taxonomy places the organism in Eukaryota, Fungi, Ascomycota, Leotiomycetes, Helotiales, Sclerotiniaceae. The coding region runs from base 308 to 1153 and encodes 281 amino acids. The record is from RefSeq and is a predicted model, not a curated record. Gene Ontology annotation, molecular function: protein binding. The transcript is spliced from 2 exons.
GUAAUGUGGAAGAACGUGAUCUCAAAAUUCACCUGUUUUAAUGCAAUGCAAUGCGAUGCUACAAAUCUUAACAUUCUCCACGGUGAAUCAAUUACGGUACUGCUAUUUGAUACCAUAGUCUAUUAAGCUGCACAUAUACGGCUUUAUCGCUGGGCUCUUCUAAUAACAUAGACGCCUCUUCCUCUGUUACAUCUCAUUCCAGAAUCAUCAUCGCCUUCACAGAAUCUUAGUAUCCCCCCCAAUUUGGCUGUCCAACAUAAGAACUUCACAUUUUUGACAGCACGAAAUCAUUAUCACAACGUCAAAGAUGGCAACUCCAUCGGACAUUAAGAAUUCCAAGGUACUUCCAUUCAUGUUAGAUGCAAAAGGAUCGGCACCUGGAAUUGAGAAGAGCUUGUACGAAGGUCCAACUGCGACUAUCAUCGUGGGACCAGCAGACAAAUCUACAACAUAUAUUGUUCCUCUGGCCCUCAUAUGCCACCGCUCAAGGUUCUUUGAUCGCGCUCUCAACGGAUAUUUCAAGGAAAGCACCGAAAAUCGUGUUGAGCUUCCAGAAGAUACAGUCGAAGAAUUCGAGUUGCUUCUAGAAUUGAUCUAUUGCGGAAAACUUGCCUGGACUUCUUACAUCCGAGGCCUCGAUUCGAUUAUCAAUUUCUACAUCGUUGCGGACAAAUUUGAUGUUGCUGGUCCUUUCGAAAAAGUUGACACGAAUUUAAGAACAAUUCUCGUGGAUCACUGGUAUGCAAUCUGCAUCGAAUAUGGCACAUUGGCAUACGCUUUUCUAGAAUCGGUAUAUCAACUGCCAAUUGAACAUAAGGCGCGUCGCCUAUUUGCCAAGGCAUGCGUACGACCAUAUCUUGUCUACGAAACUCUCAUGAAAGAUGCUCCGUACGGCAACACCUUACCUGCCGUUAGAUCCAAUACUUCUUGGUUGGAUGUAAAAGCGGCUUUUGAUACUAUCGACGGGCUCGCGGUCGAGGUGGUGAAAUCAUUGGGUGAAACAAUGGUUAAAGGACUUUCAGAACAUAGUCACGGACCGGAAUGCUAUGAGGAUCCCUUAACGGAAAAGAGAAUGAGACCCUUGACGAAAUGGAAUUUUGCAGGCCACAUUAAUGCAUACGGAUCCAGGCUAUGGCUGCCUCAUUAUGGGUAAGAUAUUUUCUUAGUUUAUCAUGAGUUUGGGGUUAGACUAUUCAAACCUCAGUGUCAUCGGAUUAUUUGGCUAUCGUAAUACAUUGUGGAGGGGGUAUUGGUGAAUCGUAUUCACAGUUUAGUUAGUUGAUGAUUACAAUACAAUCUUUCA